AUGACGACAACUUCGACUUUACCUACGAGUCUAUCCUCGAGUCUGGAAACCAGCUCUACACCCACACCCCCCAAGGAGUCAAUCGACUCUCCCGACGCGGCCAUGCAACUAUUCACGCCCGGGCAAUGCCUAUUCUGUCCCAAUCUCUCGCCAAGCUUCGCCGACAGUGUGAUACACAUGCAAAAAUCACACGGCCUGUUUGUUCCGCAUCAGCAACAUCUGACAGUCGACCUCGAGACUCUCUUCAAGUAUCUGCAUCUCGUUAUUUUUGGAUACCGGGAAUGCAUACAAUGCGGAACAGAGAGAGCUACGGUACAAGCUGUACAGCAACAUAUGGCCGGUAAGGGUCACUGCAAAUUCGAUAUAUCGGGGCCGGACUCCGGGUUUGCCGAGUUUUACGACUUCUCGGGGCCGGAAGGCGUCGCAGCCAGUGAUGUCGAGGGCGAUGGUGACCAGAGCAAUCAGGAGGAGAGGGCAACGAGGGAAAAUCGAAAGCCGCUGCUGGCCGACGAAGACUGGAUUCGCUUACCGUCAGGUAAAAUCAUAUCGAGGCAGUCAUCAGCACAAGCGGGACCCUCAUCCACCCAGUUGCGCCGCCGAACCCGAACCCCGGCUUCACAGCUAGAAUAUUACUCCCCGGUAGAACCCAACGACGAGGAGGGGUCUAGCAAAGAGGAGCCCGACUCGGGUAUACGUGACACCCGAUUGUUAUCGAAGAGGGAAAAACGAGAGAGCGCGUUGGCGACAUAUCAGCUGGCAAAUAUGAGCGCGAACGACCGAAACAGCUUGAUGCACUUAUCCGCGCCCCAACAGCGCGCAAUACUGGCGACGCAACACAGGCACGCGGAAGCGGCGCAAAAAGAAGAGAAGCGAAGGCAGACCAGAAUUGAUCGAAAGGGGAACAAAAAUCUGUAUGCAUAUUGGGCCACUGAAACUCCCGUCUACCAAUGUGGCUAG
Durotheca rogersii is the source of this 957-nucleotide messenger RNA. Its product is annotated as C2H2 type zinc-finger-domain-containing protein. The record is from RefSeq and is a predicted model, not a curated record. Lineage: Eukaryota; Fungi; Ascomycota; Sordariomycetes; Xylariales; Xylariaceae. Bases 1 to 957 code for a protein of 318 amino acids. The transcript has a single exon. Gene Ontology annotation, cellular component: preribosome, large subunit precursor. Gene Ontology annotation, biological process: ribosomal large subunit biogenesis.